This is a messenger RNA of Lymnaea stagnalis (great pond snail), 10010 nucleotides long. NCBI's taxonomy places the organism in Eukaryota, Metazoa, Mollusca, Gastropoda, Lymnaeidae. The record is from the annotation of a GenBank genome assembly.
AGACAACUUUCGGUCUCUAAUGACUCCAGUAAAGUCCUGUAAAUGAAUAAGAUGUGACAGCGAGCGCACAUUCGCUCUUCUGCCACUGAGAACACGGCUUUGUUAUUGUCAGCUAAAAGUUAUAUAAUAAGUUAAAACUGAAAUUUCUAGCCACCAGUUUGUAUACCUGCCGUUGAUAUGAUUAUUGAAAUUAUGAGAGAGUGGGGUUACCCUCAUUUGAAUUUUUCAAGUGUCUUUUUGGGAUUCGGAAUUGUUUUAAUUUCAACUAUAUUAUUUUUGGUCCACCGACAUAAAAAGGUAAUGCUUAAAACUUUUUUUUGUAAAGAAAAGAAAUUAAAUAUACAAUCAGUAAUAAUAGUAAUAGUGCUAACUAUAAUUAUAAUUUAGGCUCAGAACAUUAUUGUAGUUAUAGGACUACCCUAUUGAAAACAAAAUUAAAAUGUGUAAAUUGUAAGCAUAGUAUUGUAGUUGUAGUAUAGCAGUAUAGGCAUAGGCCGAAUGAAUCAUUUUAAUAUUAUUUAUCAAAAUGGGAAAUAACCUGGGCCUAUUAUUUACAUUUACGGAAUUUACGUAAUUUGAAUUCUAUGGAUGCACAUUAUUCUCCACACCCUCACUAGGACAGGCUAGGGAUUAUUAAUUUUUAAAAGUUCACCUUUAGAUUUAGACUUUAGUUUAAGAAUAAAUAUAAGAUUAUUACUAAAAAAUGUGGUUAUAAAAAAUAAUAAAUGAAAUCUUAAAGCUGAAAGUGAAAGAAGCAGCCAAAGACUUGGACUUGGGGCCAAAGCCAAAGACUUUCAUCUUUGGUUUGGGAUGAGUUAGACUCAAGACUAUUAGUAUGAGUAAAACUUAUACUGCUAGAAUGAUUCAACAAUGGCCUUUUCAAGUCUCAAGUUUAAGCAAGCCUACAGAAAUUGAUAUACCAAGCCAGGCUUUACUUCGGCAGGCAGUUUAUAUUAUUAUUAGACCUAAACUUAAAUCUAAAAGAAAUAAACAACUUCAUAAGCAAUAAGUAUAAGCCUGAUUAGAUAAUUUUAAAAUGGGAGAAAUGCAUAACUGGCAUAACCCAGAAAAUUUGAACUAAAUCUAUUUUACUAACAUUUUUCUUGGUGAAAAAUAAAUAAUAAAGAAGCAAUUCUCAUUAUUCUGAAUCUGGCUAAUGCUAAACCAUUCUCAUUCAGUCAUAUUUUAAUUGUCCAAAUGAAAAAAUGCAGGUCACUUAAGUAUUAAUAAAAUUUAUUUUAUUUAAUUUACCAAAUAUUCCAACAUUUUAAUAAAUAGAAAAAGUCUUAUGGUCCUUAAUCAGCAACCCUCCCUUGGAUUCAUUAAUCAUAUCUAAUCUAGUGUUUUGAGAUCUACUUGACUUUUAAUAUCUAGAACUGGGGUUAGCAACAUACAGGCCGGAUGCAGAUACGACACACAUUCUUAUCUAUGUAGUCAGCCAUUUUGCCCAAUGAAUAAAAUAGAGGGCCUAGGGCGCAACAUGUAUGUGAUAUACUAUUUGUGUAAAUGAUUUGUUUUGAUAUUGAAUUAUAUGUGGUAUAUUAUUAUAACUUAUUUUUUAUUAUUUAUGGUUAUUUCAUAUGCAAUUUACAGCCCAUUAGAGUGACAAAGCCCAGCCAAAAGUUUUCAAAAAAUGGCCCUGAAGUUAUUAUCAUUGGAUCGGGGGUUGCUGGCUCAGCAAUGGCCACAGUGCUUGCAAGGGAUGGAAGAAAGGUUACUGUAAUAGAACGGGAUCUCAAGGAACCUGACCGUAUUGUUGGAGAAUUGCUUCAACCUGGGGGAGUCAAUGCCCUUACAAAAUUAGGAUUAGCAGGCAAGUUAAGUGAUAAAAAAUUUUAAUGUUGACAUUUCUUCUUUUUCUAAAAUUCAAUUAUCUUUUUAGUUUAAAAAAAAAUUAAACCAAUUUAUGUUUCAAUGUUUGGUAUUCAUUUUUUAAAAAGCUAAGGAGCCUAUCACUAUCAUUUUAAAAAUAAUAUAUUUCAGAUUGCAUUAAAGGCUUAGAUGCUCAUAAAAUCAAGGGAUAUGUCAUACACAAUUUAGAGGCCAAAACAGAGGUUGUCGUGCCCUACCCAGAAAAUUUUGCAGAAAGUGGAACAGCCAAGCUUAAUUCUGAUGGUACUGCAUUUCAUCAUGGAAGAUUUAUUAUGGCACUUAGAGAAGAAGCCAAAAAAGAACCUAAGUGAGUAAAUUAAAGUGUCUUUAUUUGAUUAAUAAUUUAAGUUUUCAGAAUUUAGCAAUCUAAUUAUAACCUAUUAUAAAUUGGCGGAAAUAGUUUUAUUUUCAUAUUUGUUUUGAUUACUUUGUGAAUGGUUACACAUUUUUUCCUAAUCACAAGGUAAGGCAUCAAAACAUAAUUUAAUUUUGCACAUUAUCAGUUUGUUGUUUUUGAUGAUAAAUUUGUAUAAAAUAUUUUAUUGCAUUUUUUAAAAUUACUUAAUGGCACCUAUUGUUCCUAAAUUAUUUCAGUGUGACAUACAUUGAAGGAACUGCCAGUAAACUUCUAGAAGAAAAUGGAGUUGUGAUAGGCGUUAGGUAUAAACCCAAGGAUGAAGAAGAUCCAAAAGUGUGUAAUGCUUUUGAAAUUUAAGUACCGGUACUACAACAUAAUUUAAAUGUUUCCCCCUUAUUAAUUAUAUUCCACUGCUAGCUAUGCUGAAAAUUUUGGUUUGAUGUUUCAAAAUUAAAUUAAAAUGUUAAACUUUAUAAGUCAUCAAUUGUUAGGGAAAGUUUUUCCAAUCAUUCAAAUGGUGUUGUGCAAACACACCUGCUUUCAUUAUGCUAUAACACAGCGUUUCCAAAACUUUUAAUUUUGUUGGACACGUUUUGAAAUAGCACCAGGCACCGAUUAUAUUUUACAUUUUCUUUUUAUUUGACUCCUAAAUUAAUGUUUUGAGGACCGGCAAUGAAAUGCUUGCGGACCGGUGCCAUUGAGGAUCACCAUUUGGGGAACACUGCUCUAACAUUAUUUUAGUGAAAAAAGAAGUGUAAUAUUUUUUUAAAUGGUCCCUUUUUUAUACAAUAUCUUCAGGAGAUAUUUGCCCCCUUAACCUUUGUAGUGGAUGGCUGUUUCUCCAAAUUCCGUAAAGAACUGGUCAAGGAGGAAGUUAAAGUAACAUCUCAUUUUGUUGGGCUGCUCAUGCAUCACUGCCCACAGAAAAUCAACAAUCAUGCAGAACUUGUCCUUGCUAACCCCAGCCCAGUUCUGAUCUACCAGAUUUCUUCUGAUUGCACACGUGUCCUGGUAGAUGUCCGAGGUCUAAUGCCUAAGAAUAUUAAAGAGUAUCUAUUGGAUUCAGUUUGUCACCAACUGCCAGGUUUGUUUCUCUUUUUAAGGAAAUCAUUCUUGAAAUAAAAAAAAAUAAAGUGGGAGAGUAUUACACAAUAGUGUUGCCAGGAACUAAGUGACUGCUUAAAAUGGAGUCAUUUAGUUGCCAAAAAGAUAGGACCAUGUUUUGCCCCAAGUGUGGCGGGGGAGAUCAUAGUGAUACGCAGUAGGAAAUCCACUCCUUACGUUUUAAAUGGCAAAUUUAUGGGAGCUACCACUUUGGCGUUCCUGGGGUAGCCAGAUAGUUCACCACUAGGGCAAAACAUCCCGGUAGAGCUGCCUCCCGGCACCUCCCUCUCUGAAAAAGGUCCUGUGAGAUGGAGUUACAGGGGGGUCCAUAAGAGCUCCAGCUCCGGUCACUAAUGUCGUUCCAUGUGAUACAUUUUCAGUUGUUUUUUUCAUAAUAUAUUUAAUUCAUGGUUUUAAUAUUUAAAUUGAAUUUCUUGAUUUUAAAAAGUAGCAUAGCAAUAGAGGUUUUGAAUUUAAUUUUAUAGAACACAUUCAAGAAUCAUUCAGAGAUGGAGUUAUCAAUGGCAGAGUUAGAAGCAUGCCCAACAGCUUUCUCCCUCCAAGUCCAUUAGAGCGUCCUGGGGCUCUAGUUCUUGGAGACGCCUACAACAUGAGACAUCCCCUGACAGGAGGAGGGAUGAGUGUGUGCUUAAAUGAUGCAGUCAUCUGGCGGGAGCUACUCAAGGGAAUUCCUGAUCUCUCAGAUUAUGAGUCUAUCAUCAAAGCUUUAAGAGUGUUCCACCUGAGAAGAAAGAAUAAUCAUUCAUUUGUGGUGAAUGUUCUUGCUCAAGCCUUGUAUGAGUUGUUUGCUGCUGAAAAUAGUAAGUUAACAUUUGGAAAAAAAACAUUUUUUUUUUUUUUUACACUGAUUAACACUAAGAGUCUUAAUAAUGCUUUAAGGUGCUUUCCUAUUUUUUAAAAAAUUUUUUUUUUUAAUAAAGGCCAGGUAUGAGACAUUAAUUCUAGUUCCACUUAUUUUAUUACUGUAUUACCACACCUAUUUACCCUCAAACUCUUAAAAUCAUAUAAUAUCAUCACAAAAUCAUUCUAUACAUUAUCUUAAUAGUAAAAAAAAUAAACAUACAGUAUAUAUAAUGUAUACACCUCAAAAUUGUGCAUUGUACGCCAAAAUCGUAAGAGUAAACAGGUCUGUAUUACCAUGCUUUACAAAAAAACUAGAGAGCUCAACAGAUGGUAAUUUUUUUUCUUAGAAACAAGGUAUAAUGAGAGGACAUUAAAAACCAUAACAAUAGCAUAUACCUAAACAUAUGAAAAAAUUUAUGGAUAAUUCUAUUAUAACUGUCAGUUUCAUUCUUUCAAAAGGAUUAAAUCACAGAUGUUUUAAGAGUAAAUAUGGGGAACUUGUUUAUCACACUGAAAUUUGGUUACUGCAUUAAGAUGCUUAGUGUUACGCACUGACUUGUAUUGGGAGAAAUUAAUCUCUUAUUUUAAUUUUAAUUGGCUCGUUGUAAGCAGUGCCUAACAAAGGACUGUACCAUAGAAUCAACAAUAUUAAAGAUACGACCCAAAACAGUUUCUAGUUACAAUUAAUUAAGAUUCAUUAUGUCUUAAGAUAAUUACAAAAGAAAAGAAAAUAUAAUUACAAUCUUCAACUUACAGUAUGGUAGAUCUUGUACCGGUACACAGUUAACACAGUUAGAAUAAUGUGCCAAUAAAUAAUGCGAAAUAAACACAUAUGAGCACACAAAUACACAAAGAAUAAAACACGCCUCGUAAUGUUAAGAAAAUCUAUCUGAAAUCUCCCUCUGUCCGAGCCUGUCAAUCCCUUAUAUAGGUGGGUCUACCGACGCCUAAGCCCUGCCUUCGACAAGCUACAUGGCAUUUCUAGAACCAUCAGAUUCAUUCUACAAAACACUACUUGGAACAGAUUAAUUAUUUUUAGUAGUUGGUGGCGUAAACAAGAAUACAUCAAAGGCCUAAGCCACACCCCUUUGUGAACACAGCGUCUCAUGCGGGGUCAAUCAGAGGGCACGCACAAGAAAUAUUAUGUAAACAAGCUCUCUAUAACACUUAGUUUCUACUCCUAAAAGUUAUAAAUGCCAUCAAAAACAAAGAUGUUCCAACUUCCUAUCUCAAUAAACCUAGUUUAUCACAUUUAAAAUACUAAUAACUCAACUGUCAAAUCAAGGGUAAAAUGCAUUAAGUAACACCAAUUGGCUAACUAUGUGUAUCACAGCUUCCUGUAAAGAUUUGACCUAUAUCUCAACAUUGAAUUCAGGGCAAAAGUGUAACUCAAUUCUGCCAUAAACAUUUUUAACAAGAUUUUGAGCCUCAGUUCCACCUUGUAUAGGUAACAUUUAGCUAUGAAAAAAUGACAGAGGACAUGCUCAUGGAACUAGUGAAGCCUCAGAGACAUGCUGAUUUUAAACAGAAUGGACCUUUGAGCCCUUCAGUUGAUUAGUUACUAUUCCAGAUAUAACAAAUAUUGCUGUGAGACCAAACAUUAGCAAUGGGGUGACAGUAAAUGCACUAAAAUGAUAAUUUUCAUUUCUUAUACAGUACUUAUUUUUUUAUAUUUUAAUUUCAUAAAAGCCUACAGUUAAAAUGCAAUACACUUUUAAUCACUAAAGUCAUGUAUAUUGGAUAUUUUUUUGUAUUUUAGAAGAUGUUUGCUUAAUGACAUGUGUAGUUUAUUGAUUAUAUGAUCAUCCUCAUUGGGCCCUUUAGAUAGUUUAGACCUCUCUCUAAACGUUUUUUACAUUUUAAUAAUUUUAAUAACUUUCAUUUUCCAGCUCAUCUUGUUAGUAUGAAGAAAGCUUGUUUUGAAUACUUCAGACUUGGAGGGGAAUGUGUCAAUGGACCUGUCAGCCUACUUUCAGUGUAAGUGUUUAAUGGUAGCAAUACAUAUUGUAUGUCAUGCUGUCUGAAAUCAACACAGGGGAGUGUUAGUGUUUUAAGGGUUGUGCGGGUGGAUCAUGUGUUCUCUGGCAGUUGUUGUGUCAACAUUCACCAAAUGACAAUGGGAAUCUAUGUUGUCUUUAUUUGUUUGGCUGUUCUCUCUGUGUUUCUCUUUUUGUUGUGUGUGUUACUUACUAUUUUUUAAGACUUAUCCAAUUAAAAUCCAUAUUGCAAAUAUAAAGUAAAAAGCCCCUUCUAUCCACAUUAGGUCUUUCUUCCAGUACAGUGAAAUGUCAAGGCAGUAUAAGACAGUAAACUCAAUAACUUUGUCAAGUCGGAAAUGUUUAUUUUACUUUGUUAAUAUAAAUGAAGGAAUCUGUGUUACUACAGUUAGCAUAAUUAAACAAUGAAUCAUCAGAAUCACAUCUAAAUUGGUAUCAAAUUCAUCAUCUGAGUUCAUGUUUAACAAAAGGGCUUUUCAUCGUGAAAAAAACUCAAAAUUUGAUGAGUAUUGGUCCUUAAACAAGCUAUUUGCAUUUAAAAGGUGUGCAGCUAAGGGGGGAGUAACCCUGUAUAUUUCUUGUUGCUAUGAUAUACAGACACCAAUUGAUGUGGUGUGAAUAUAAAAUGUGAUAGUGAAAAUAUCAAAGAAAAUUAUUGCAAUAAAAACAUAUUUCUAUUUUCAAUUUCAAACACAGCACUCAAACAUAUGACAUUUUUAUACUUAUAUUUACAUCAUUUGUACAAAAAUAAUUUCAUCUAAUGUAAUUAAUGAUAUUUUAUGAAUCCCCAGCGUAGUUAAAGACAAGCACACUUUCAAAAUAUUCUUUUGGUGAGAAGUGUUGACUAAAGUAUUUUGUUAAAUUAAAUCUCAUUCUUUUGCAGGCUCAAUCCUAAACCCUACCUCUUGAUUGGACAUUUCUUUGCUGUGGCCAUGUAUGCUGUGUACUUUGUGUUCCAAUCUGAGCCCUUGUGGGCACUGCACCGGGUCCUAUACCGCUCAGCAAUGAUUCUCUUCAGUGCAUGUGGUAUUAUCUUGCCAUUGAUAUGGGGUGAAACCAAAUCUCUUCUCUUCUCUUGAUCCUGUAAUCCUCUGUAUAUAACCAAACCAUUGCUAUUCACACAAUUAGCUACCAUAGAGAAUAGUUCUAAAGUCUGUUGGUUAAUAAGCUGACUCCCCCUUGCUAGGAUGGGAAAAGCCUUAAAAGUGUAUAAUCUGCUUUUAAGUAUAGGAGCCAGAAUGAUCAAUAUUGAUCGCGGCCCCCUCAAAAUAUAGAAGAAGAAGAAAAGCCUACCCCAUAAAAUAUGAUGCAAGCGUAAGCAAUACAAUACCUCCUAAGACGUGCUAAUAAGCCAACCACUACUCUUAUUCCUCUGAGAUAAUUUCCCCCAAAAAGUCAGCUUUAGAAAGAGUAUCAACAGCAUUCAAUUUGCCCUUUGAGAAGUUGUGUGUGUUUUGUUUUAAACUUGUCAACGCAUAAUUUUUCAGUGCAACCCUUGAGAAUUAAAUUUGCUUUUUUUGAACAUUUUGAUUCUUCUGAUAGGAGAAAUUUUCUUGUAUUCUCGUAAUGCUAAAUAAAUAUUCUAUUCAAUUAAUUAACUUUUAAAAAUCUUAACAGUUCCUGUCAUCUUAGUUUUUAUAUUAAAUGCAGUUGUCCAUACAAUAAAUGCCAAACUUACUUAUUAAAAAAAAAAUGUCGAAUUACUUAUUGAGAUUUAAUUAAAAAUCAUUUACUUAAAAAUAUUAAUGCUUAAUAAUGCCACAUUUAUGAAAAUUGAACGUUGUAACCUUAAGUUUAUUUACUUAAAUUUCCUAGAUCUACUGGUUUGGCGUUGGUUCUUUUUUACGUACAAAUCUCAUGUGUUUAUCAUGAUAAUAUGGUGAUAUAUUUGUUUUGGGAGUAACUAACUCAAAUCAAUCUCAUUUUUUUUUUAAACAUUUGGGAGAAACAUUAUUCUACCACUUACCAAGAAUAAGAUACAGAAUCCCUUUCCAGUUUAAAAUGUCAAUGCUAACAAACAGAGAAAAUAACUGACCAUUAUUUGCGUUCAAUUUAUGGUUCUUUUUAUGAAGUAAUAAUUGUUUUCUGGCCAGAAAUGUUUUCUACUUUCAUCCCUGUCUUAUACUGAGGUUAAGUUUUAUUUCAUUCUUGUUGGUAGUAUUGCUCUCCCUUUGAUCAAGAUUCUCAAAACCAGUUCUAAAUUAAUCUAUUUAUAUUGAGGAACAUAAGCAUCUUCUGUAAAACUGUUUGUACAACAACAUGACUGAUUGUCAGCUAUGAAGUAAUUUGUUUGGGGGGUAUUUUUAUUAAUUAUUGAUUGUCUUAAUUGAAGAUUGAGAACACAAUUUUUAUAUUUUGUCUACAAAAUAGAGUAUAAUAAUGAUAUGUCUGAAAAAUUGUGUAUGCAAUGCCAAGGGUUUUAAGAUUGAUUUAUUUAUUUCACACAUAGUCUGAAUGAAGACUGUAAACACAAGGGUCAUGACUUCAGACUAAUUUUCACUUCAGCAAUAAUUGCAUUUAAAAAUGGCAAAGAAGGGGGAAAAUAUAGUGGACUUAUUUCAUGUGCAAGUAAAUGAAAUGUCCAAAAUCCACCUGAGCUAAAUAUGGUUAACUGACUACUUGUGUGUGUGAACUGAAUAUUUGUAUGUGUAUUUAUAUAUAUAUAUAUAUAUAUUUUUUUUUAUAAAGCUUCCUUCGUAAUGUUCAACAACUUGUAUGGUAGAUAACAUGUCAAAUUAUUGAAAUUGUCUCCCAAUUUUUAAAGUUAUGAAACACAUCCCAUGGAGUCAUUAUCUAUAAUAUAUAUUUAUAUGUGUGUGUGUAUCCACAAAGAGUGGUAUAAUAAUUUCUGACUAUUAUUUUAGCAGCGUCUCACCAAUUGCUACAUUUUAAAGCCGUAACUAGCAUGUUUUGUUUUUAUGGAGCAUUUUAAUCCCUGAUCUAAAUACUUCACUUUAGUAGAUAAUAAAUAAAUGUACAACAGGAUUGGUACAAGCCAUAUAUGGUUCAGGCCAAUACUCUACAUAUUUUGUAAUUAUUUAUGUAGGUGAUAUUUGCUACAAAGUUAUUAAAGCUUCUCUAAUAAGACAUGCAUGGAUCUACAGCAUCGGUACUUAACUUUACUUUAAUGACCUCGAUUUAGAAUUGAAUUAUCUUUGUAAACCGAAAGACAGAAAUAUCUAAAAAUUGUCCUGUCUCUCUCUAUAUAUAUAUAUAUAUAUAUAUAACCCUCUGAUUUUUUAAAUACUUGUCCCAUCUGUAUAUCCCUAUUAAUUUCUAAAUACUUGUUUCAUCAAUAUAUUCCUCUAAUAUCUAAAAACUAGCCCGUCUGUAUAUCCCUCUCAUUUCUAAAUACUUGUCUCAUCUAUAAAUCCCUCUAAUUUAAAAAAGAAAUUUUCCCUGUCUAUAUCUCUCCUUUAAUGUCUAAAAACAUGUCAGUCUAUGUAUCCCUCUAAUUUUUAAAUACCCUUUUUGCCCAUCUAUAAAUCCCUCUAAUGUCUAAAAACAUGCCAGUCUAUAAAUUCCUCUAAUUUCUUCCAGACAUAAUUGAUUUAAAAUGCUAGAGCUGUGAACAGCAGGAUGCUCUAUUUGAACCUGAUGUUUCCCCUAACAUUGUUGUCCUGUGAUCCACUUGUACAUUUAAUAACUAGUCAUGUUUUUUUAAGCCUCCCCAUAAUUACCUUGUGCAUCAUGUAACCAAUUUCAUCUCAUUUUAUACAGAUGGCAAAGUCUAACAAUGUCUUGUUCUUGUCCAUGAAAACUCUUAAUUCAUUUGUAAACGAAUAUCAUUUUUAAAUCAAUAAAUGUAAAUGACG